AACGAAAAACCGCCGCUUCCAAAAAACAAAAUCAGUUUUGUGUUAAAAUACCGUAAAAUUCCUGCUUAACAGUGUUAUAUUUGUUACUAAUAGUUUAAAAAGUUGUUUUUCUAUAAUGUUCUAACAUCUAACAAAUCGGUUGAUAAAAGCUCGUUUACACAAUGUCGACAGCGGCCAAAAUCGAUGCCCUGCGGAAGGGUUUCGGUAAGGAAUCGACGGCUGCGGCUGCAAUGGCGGAAACGAAGGCUUUCGUUGACGGUAUUACCAAACAAGCGGACCAGGCGAAAAUGGCAGUCUACUUGUUCCAGGAACUGUUGCGUUGUUACGAUGAACUGAUCGAUGGCAGUUGGCAACAGGCCGAGGCCCUCUGCGAAGCCUUGCGCUUUCUGGUCGACGUAUGUCGAGAGGCGGAAGAUAGCAUUAAAUGUCACUUCCUGUUACGAACGUAUAACCAGUUAGUUAAUUUUCUGGGGAAAGAGACCAAACAGCACCUCUUGGUACGGUGCGCUCAGCUUAUGCUGCACUGUCCUCAGAUGGAUGAACACCUGGACCUGUACCAACGAGUCGGCCUUAUAGUGCUAAAAAUAAUCUACUGUUUUCACGGGCGAAAACCAAAAAUCGAAGCUAAAUCCGACGAAGGCGUACAAUUGGAUCGUUCUAUCAAUAUUGGAUUAGAAUAUGUAACUGCUGCCAGAUUGAUGCUGGUGUCCAAAUGGGCCUGUUCUAAAGAUGACAUAGUACGUGCCAAAGCAAUCGCUAUUUAUAAUGAAGUCUUCGAUAAUUCAAUGGCAUUGCUGUACCGUUUAUUUGCUAUGGAUCAAAGACGAGCUACCGAGUUUUAUUACAAGUUUGUGCAAAUCUUUUCGGAAAAUGGAGACUGUUUCUCUGAGAAGGAGAUGACUGAUUUGUUACGUGGAAGCAUUCCAUAUCUAGAGACUAUCCUUAGUUUUGGGGACGCGUGCAAACCUUACUUAGAGUUUGUUGGGAUGUUAGAUGCAAUCCAAUUGAGACUUGAACCCGCACGCAGUUACCUGAAGAUAUUGAAGAAAUAUUUAGAAUUUCUAAGAAAUUCAAAGACUGCAAAGGAAGCAUUGAUCUGGAUUGUCGACAAAUUGAAAGAUCUAAGUUCCAGUUCGGAGCUACUUUUGAUAGAUAUAAUCGUUUUCAUGACAACACAACUUCAGAUUCAUUUAAGCCACAUCAAGGAGCAGGCAUUAUCAGUGGCAGUUCCAGUAAUAGACCUAUGCAAGUUGCUGAUAAAGUUUAGCAAACAUUGUCCACGCAAUGUGACUACACUGUGCGCAAAAUGUCCAAGCUCUAGUCGCCAUUUGGUGGAUUACAUAUCUAGUAUGGUUAUCAGUAUGGCAAUGAUGAUGCAUAAAUCUGGAAAAACAAUCUCUCCAGAGAUGGUGUCGUUGGUGAAUGGAUUUUUGAAACACAAGCUAUUAACUCUGGCUGAUUUGAACUGCGAGAAGCAACGCAGUCUAUUGGAUUCAGGUCUGCGGUUUGUAGUGAACUGGAUUCGUGUAUGCAUCUCGAUCGUUCCAGGACCGGAUUUCCUCGAGUUGACAAAGUUAGUCAUCGAUUUUAAAUAUCGGUACAAUUUUGAUUACUUGACACCGUCGCAUUUGAUCCGUUUGGUAGAAAACAUCUAUCGUGAUUCUGGACCUUGCCGGGAAAUAAUUGAUGCCAAACUUACACGCUUACUUAUUUUAGUGAGGGAUGAGAAAUUCGAUAAAGAACAAGCAAAAGAGUUGGAUGAAAUAACUUUCGCUAUAACCAAUUUCCAAACUAGUGGGAAUCAAGAAAACUUGAAAGAACUGAAUAUAGUUGAACUAUUAGAACGUCAAGAUAUUGUUAAGUUUGGUUUCCCUUUUGAUUAUAAGCUAAGCACAGAAGAGAAAAUAGCUGUAUUACUUUCCGAAAUGAACUGGAUCUCGAGAUACAAGCCAGCUAAAACCAUGCAAUAUUUCAACCUGUUGAAUGAACUGAAUACGCAUCCGCUUAAACUGGGAAUGACGCUUUACCUCCUCCAAGAUGGUUCUAUAACGCAGAUGUCCGAAAGCAUCUUAGAAAACUUGAAAGUUAAACUACAGAAAGCACAUGCCACUAAGCCUGCCGAACAAAUAUGUCGACAUGGUUCUCUAGGUAUAUUGAAUUAUUACGCUUUUGGCACAACUUCGAAAACAAUAGUAAACAAGCUAAAAAACGCUCAGUUGAACAAAAAUACUUUUAAGGAUAACCAAAUCAAUGGCGUUCUCAAAGAAAACAACAUGGACCAAGAAAUGCUUUUGCUUGAUCAGCUUGAGCAAACUUACAUCAACUACCGGCAAUUGGUAACAACAAUGGCUGACCACGAUUUUCAACAUUUCUCGUUGAUAUUUUCGCUAAAUCAAAUUUCUUCAAUCCUCGACAAUACCUGCCGCUUUUAUCAAAUAUGCUACCAUCCGCGACGAGCCGUAGAAAUGCAAAUAAUGAACUAUCUUCUGGUCAAUCAAAAACCAGACCGUGCUCUUGAUUUGUGCACUUCCUUGGGAUACAUCCUCGAGAAUCAUCAAGUGUACAAACUUCUAAUCAACGACCCAGUCUACCAAAAACCUUGGACACCUCAAUUGCACACGUUAGCUGAAAAAGCUUCCGAUAUCAUAAAAACCUACGAGCAAGAUUUCUCCAAAGUGCCAGAAUCACGAAAAUUCGCCUUCCUCAAUCUGUACCUUGCAAUGGCCCAAUACGAAUCUUCAUACUCUGGUCUCGCAACGGCGACAAAGUACCUCCAAACGCUUGCCAAUCUCAUAAACCAACUGAAGCCGGCCUGUUCCCCCAUUAUUCGUGGUAAAAUCUACCACACUCUGUUCCGACUGGUCGCAAACAACAAUCUUCAACUGGCACCCCAAUUUUCAACCCGGCACUUCAUCCGGCUGAUGCUGACCCACUUCAACGAACUGCAGAAACAAUCUACGGACGCUUCGUUCGUUGUGUCCACCUGUACGCUGGAAAUGACCGUCGAUACCCUUCGGUAUCUGAUUGUUGAUCAUGACGCCGACCGGAUGGAAGCCUACGUGGAACAGAUAUUACGGUUUGCUCUAAGACGCGGCGCGGGGCUGCGCUCGAUGCAAAUUAUGCUGCUGUACGCGGUUUUGAGUGCAGACGGCGAAAAGGAAGAUAAAUGUCGAAUGCUCCUCACUUACCUUGACCAGCUGUUGAUGUUCAGACCAAUAGCUUCCGAUGACUACAAGCCGGAAGAUGAUAAGGCCAGUGCAGAUCCCAAGCAGAUCGUGCUCUCCGAUGAUUACGAAGGCCCUUUCUUUGGACCAUUAGCUGACGAUGAAGACUCCAACUUUGGGGUCGACCAAACGCGAAAAGCUGCCAAGCAACUUCACUCUCCAACAAAACGAAGCCUUUCGCCGAAUCUGUUUCCGGAGAACGUAAUAGAUGGUCGCCAUUAUUUGAUACAGCAUCACCCCGGAUGUAGUUGCCAGUUUUGUAAGUACCCUCAGUACAAAUUCAAGGCCCUUUUCACGGCUACGGUUUAUGCGAGGGUUGCUUUCUUGAAGGGCGAUUCCGCCCAGUGUCGAAGACUGUACGAAGCUAUUUCCGAAGAGUGGAGUUAUUUUAGGGCUGCCCUGGAUAACGAUAAUCUCAGUGGUUACAGGGAUGAAUUUUUGUUGUUUAUGGCGCGAGUUUUCAUGCAGUACAGUCAGUUUCUGGCCGGAGAAAAUCAGCUCCAGCAAGCGACAAAAGAGCUAGCUAAAAGUGAGAGUAUCGUUAAAAGCGUUCCAUACGAUUUCGGGCUGCUUAAAGAGAUUCAAUUAAGUAUGGCAACGUUGAGAGAUGUACAAAAUAAAGGAAAAGCGACAACUAGUGGUUCAAAAUUCCCUAGUUUUGCGGAAUUCUGCAAACAAGAACGUUUGGACGUAUCUCCGAUUGUGGAAUUCAAUAAGAUGAAUUUGAAAACACCAAAAGUGGGACCCAAUCGACUCAUGCCCCGUACCGCUAGCAAAGCUGAUGAUUUGCAAAAACUGAUAGUUCGCAAACGGCUGAAAAAUACUCUUUCUCAGGCAACAAACCAAGAUACAGAACUGAUAUCAGCUAUGUCAGGAUUGUCGUGUAAAUCGGAACGAAAGCCAAAGACGGUCAACAUAUUUGUUGAUUCUCCUGUAAAAGAGUUGGAUAAAAAGCAAAAACUGUUCGCACAAGAAGUUUCAUCCGAGGAACACCUUUCCCCUAAAAAACGUGGUAGGAAAAAGAAAACCGAAACCGAAACACCAGCAGCUGCUCCAAAGUCCACCCGCAAAAAACGUAUUCCUUUAAGUCCAAGUUCUUCGAAUGAAUCUUUCAAGGAUGCACUUGUCAAAGGACUAAACUUCAGCACACCCAAAGUUCAAAGCUAUUCCAACCGAAUCACGACACGUAGUACCUGCAAAAAGCCAAAGCUGGGCUCUGCGUUCCCCAAAUUAAAACGUUUACAAAAACAAUCUCCAGAACCAGUACAGAAUCACUCUUUCAACAGUUCAUUCCGUGAUGUAUUGCUUAAGUCGCUAACUGAAUCCAACUCAAAGCAACUAAAACCAACUAACAACACUAGUGUCAUUGUACUGGACGAUUCAGACGACGUGAUAAACACCAGUAUAACAGAACACCUGUCCAUCAACGAAAGCAGUUCGGGAGUGCUGUCGUUGAAGAAAUACUCGGACCGAAAGGCCGUCAAUACGUACGGUAGCGCGCGGAAGCAGCCCACGCUAGCCAUCACCAAAACUCGGCUGAAGUUCGAUGAUCUAGCGGUAGUUGACAUAACGACACCUACCGGUUCACCGAUGGUCAUCGUAACACCUGCCAGCAGCAGGCAUCAAAAAGAACCGAACAACAACACCAACAGUAAAGGUUCUCCGGAAGUAGUGAAACGUGCCAGAGGAAGGCCGCCCAAAGCGGCCAAGGUGGUGUGCAGCACAAGUCCACCCGUUGGGACAACCGUAAGGAAAAAGGUACGAGGACGUAAGGAACAUAGUUGAAUACUGGUACAUUUCCACAAGGUAUUUCUGUUUUGAGUAGUUUUAUUAUUUUUUUCUAUAGUGCGUUUCGGAAAAAAUUACUUUAAAUAUUUUUUAACU
Messenger RNA from Uranotaenia lowii, 5108 nucleotides. RefSeq lists its product as uncharacterized. The transcript has 5 exons. The record is from RefSeq and is a predicted model, not a curated record. The coding region runs from base 162 to 5009 and encodes 1615 amino acids. Lineage: Eukaryota; Metazoa; Arthropoda; Insecta; Diptera; Culicidae.